This is a messenger RNA of Eleginops maclovinus (Patagonian blennie), 1584 nucleotides long. Its product is annotated as inositol monophosphatase 1-like. Gene Ontology annotation, molecular function: inositol monophosphate 1-phosphatase activity. Gene Ontology annotation, biological process: signal transduction; inositol metabolic process; phosphatidylinositol phosphate biosynthetic process. The record is from RefSeq and is a predicted model, not a curated record. The coding region runs from base 162 to 998 and encodes 278 amino acids. Lineage: Eukaryota; Metazoa; Chordata; Actinopteri; Perciformes; Eleginopidae. The transcript has 9 exons.
AUCCCAGUGGCACAGGUUGACCAAUGAACGUGGGAGUUGCCUUUAGUCCCGCCCUCCAUUAAGCUAGCUAGCAAAAAGUCAACACUCUAAGUCAAUCCAUCUGGAGGAAUUUGAAGUUAUAAACUGUAACCGGGAUUAUUUACUCCUCAUCACCAAUCAACAUGAGUGAUCCUUGGCAAGAGUGCAUGGACCACUGUGUGGAGGUCACCAAAACGGCUGGAAAGGUGAUCCGUGAGGCGCUACAGAAGGACAUCGCCGUCAUGCAGAAGAGCUCACCAGUUGACCUGGUGACCGAGACGGACCAGAGAGUGGAACAGCUCAUUAUAUCCUCCAUCAAGGAGAAGUACCCCACUCACAGCUUCAUAGGUGAGGAGUCGGUAGCAGCAGGUGCUCCCAGCGUUCUGACUGACAAUCCCACUUGGAUCAUCGACCCAAUCGAUGGCACCACCAACUUCGUUCACAGGUUUCCAUUUGUCUCAGUAUCAAUUGGCUUCAGCGUGAAGAAAGAGAUAGAGUUUGGGGUUGUCUACAGCUGCAUCGAGGACAAAAUGUACACAGCACGGAAAGGGAAGGGGGCAUUCUGCAACGGAAAACCCAUCAAAGUGUCUGGACAGGAAGAUAUUAGCAAAUCCAUCGUUCUGACAGAAAUGAACUUCAGCGAGGAUCCUAAGCGUUUCAAUACAAUGUUGGCUAACGUCAAGACCAUCCUCACCAUCCCUGUGCAUGGCAUGCGCUCCCCGGGCAGUGCGGCUGUCAACAUGUGUCUGGUAGCAUGUGGGUCGGCUGACGCUUAUUACCACAUGGGCAUCCACUGCUGGGACAUGGCGGGGGGGGCAGCCGUCGUCACCGAAGCCGGUGGAGUUAUCAUGGACAUUUCAGGUGGGCCGUUUGAUCUGAUGUCUCGGCGGCUGAUCAUCGCCAGCAGCAGAGCGAUAGCAGAGCGCAUCGCCAAGGAGAUAACAGAGUUUGACGUUGGCAGGGACGACACAGAAGGCUAGUAAAUGAAUUUCCGUCACGUUCCCUACCAAGUCUACGGCUACUCCACCAUCAGACUGUGUGGUUUCUAACAGUCCUGAUUCCGUCUUUGCCUAAAGAGCCAAAAUCAGAAACUGACCUCUGAAGAAAAAUCCUCUGAAGAUAAUCGGCGCUUAAGACUAUCAGUUUUCUUUCUGCUUAGCCUUUCACAGAUUCAGAUCACAUAUUUUGUAUUGUGUUUUUUGGAAACAAGUGAGUUUUUUUAGUUUUAUUCUUAUGUAUUUAUAACAAAGACGCACUCAGAGAUAAAUCACAGGUAAAGUUCCUUUAUCCAGCACUGAUGUGGUUAUUAAAUACCUAGUUUUCGACCAAUAAUAUAGCUUUUCCAGGCAGGAUUUUAUGUGUAAUUGUAAGUUGAAUAUAUUUAAUGAUAGACUUGUUUACACGGCACGUAUGAGAAGGUUUAGUACACCAAAAACUGCGCGCAUACAACCUGCACUGUGUGAUUUAUUCAACAUGUCUAGGCUUAUACACACUGCAGUGUUCAUGAAAACGUGUUGAGUGUGUUAAGGAUGUUAAGAAGGAAGAGAAUAAAGCACUAUAAAUAUA